GAGGUUGUUAAAGACAUCAGUCACUUAAGUCUGAGAAGCGCGUCCAAAAGGGAAAUGGAAAGAUCUCAGAGAAAAGGUGGACCGAAUCCUGCCAGGAAAAACCAGGGUGGGGCUCCCACGAUUUAUGAGACCAAGACGGAGAAACUGAAUAGUCAAAGACACCAAGAGGACCUGAAGGAGAAGAAGGAGAAAGUGGAGGAGAAGGCUGGCCGGAAAGAACGAAAGAAAGAAGUAGUGGAGGUGUGGAGAUGGCCCCGCUCUGCCCCAACAUCCUUCCCCCUCUUCUUACCUUCCUGGGGAUGUUGGGGUCCUGCCUCUCUCCUGGCUGCCCCCCCAUUCCUUCCCUACCCCGAGUCCUUUCAUCGCCCAGUGAGUGGUAACACAGCCAGCCUGACAGCGCUCGCUCCCUGCCUUGGUCCCCACAGGAGGAGGAGAAUGGAGCUGAGGAAGAAGAAGAAGAAACUGCCGAGGAUGGAGAGGAUGAUGAUGAAGGAGAUGAAGAAGGAUGAAGCAGAUCCCAAGAGGCAGAAGACAGAAAAUGGGGCAUCGGCAUGAGCCCCUGCCAGUGGGCUUGGGGACGGGAGGCCCCUCAGGUCCUGGAGGUGGGGCAGGAACACACAAGUACAGCCCCGCUUCUCCUGGCUCCCUGCUCUGGCCCUGCCCCAGAGCUGUGACCCUCGCCCUUCCACCCAGCCUCUCAUUUCCAUCUCCAGACACUGCUCCUCCACCCUCACUGCCAUCCUUCCAGCUCCCGAUCCGCCGCCUCACCUGAGCUCCCCAGCCGGCCCUCACUGGUCCUCUAGCAUUCCUUGUCCUUCACUUCCCCUCACCAUCCCAUCUGUCCUUGCAAAGCCUCUCCUUACCCUCGGCACCCCCAGCCUCUCAGCCUGCCCUUCUCUCCUGCCUGAUCCCUGGGUCUCCCUCAGAUUCCCUCCUCAGACAGCGCCAGGCCGGGGUGGGGCCGGGGUUGGGGCCAAGCCCCGAAGCUGCCCCCCUCCCCUUUUUGUAUAAUUUAAUAAAGAAACGGUCGCGCUUCUGUUUUUAA
Peromyscus maniculatus bairdii (prairie deer mouse) is the source of this 1045-nucleotide messenger RNA. NCBI's taxonomy places the organism in Eukaryota, Metazoa, Chordata, Mammalia, Rodentia, Cricetidae. The record is from RefSeq and is a predicted model, not a curated record.